AUGUCCGACAACAACAACAAAUACGAACCGCCCAACGGCCCCCCUCCCAACGGAGCCCUGACCGUCCCGCCGCAAGCCCACCACGACGCCGGCCCAUACUACCCGCCCAACGUACCCGUCAACACCACACGCGGGCCUGUGCCUGAGUCUUACCCUCCCGCCCAAGCUCCCAAUGGAGCUUACAUGCCGCCUCAGGGCUGGAACCAAGGUCCCCCAGGCCCAUGGCCGCCGCAGGGUCCGCAGGGCCAACAGCAACCCUACGGAUACUACGGACCGCCGCCACCGGGCAUGUAUUACCAGCAGGGCCCGCCCGUGGGAUACUACGAUCGAUCGCCAGACCAAGCCGCGGCUGAAGGGUGUUGUGCAGCCUUCCUGGCCGCCCUGACCUGCUGUUGCUGUCUUGAACUUUUGUUCUAA
Messenger RNA from Cladophialophora bantiana CBS 173.52, 417 nucleotides. RefSeq lists its product as uncharacterized. The coding region runs from base 1 to 417 and encodes 138 amino acids. The transcript has a single exon. The record is from RefSeq and is a predicted model, not a curated record. NCBI's taxonomy places the organism in Eukaryota, Fungi, Ascomycota, Eurotiomycetes, Chaetothyriales, Herpotrichiellaceae.